AUUAUGUGUCUUUUUUGUGUCAUUUUGUGUCUUCUUUUAGUAAUUUUGUGUCUAUUUUGGUCAUUUUGAUACUGCCUCCAGCGGCCCCCAGGUAUUUUGAGUUUGAGACCCCUGGUUUAAAUUGAUACUUGUGUAACAUUUGUUAUCAUUGUGUAAUUUUUAGCAUGUAAAUGGAGGGAGAAAAGGCAAUAUCGGCUUCAAGAAUCGGCCCAAAAAAAUCGGCAGCACAUAUCGGCGAUCGGUUAAGACUCAUGUCAAAAUAAUCGGUAUCGGCAUCGGCAUUAAAAAACCCGACCACUAAAACAAACCGAAGGAGGGGCUGUGCGUUGGCAGCCUGAGAGAAUUUGCUACCUGACAGACCUUUCUGAGGGCUAAACGCGCCCAUGAGUGUAAAGCUUUCCAUAGUGAGCUGUUAGCAGCUCGUCUUCAGGGUCUACAGGGUCCUGGUCCUGGCAGAGGUCGGUCUGGAGCUGCGGGAGGACGCCUUCUCUCCGCGGUUGAACGACUGAGAUUCUGAAUACUUCCUGUAGCUGUCAUCCAUCCAUCCAGUCACUGACAGCUGAAAGCAAAAGGGGGUCUGCUGAAAACUGGAGUCCAGAUAGUGAUGAUGCAACUAGUCCCCAAGGAUGUGGACAUCUUGAGCUCUACAGGCUGAUCUCUUGUGGAUAGUAGUAAUUAUGAUGGCACUGGGAGCUUCAACCCAAAGGAGCAAAUAUUUACCCCCGGGUAUUGAGCUCUGAGAACCGGUUUACCCAACAGGAAUGACUCCUCUGUCAGCUCAUUGAUUCCCAGCUGAAGCCACAAUAAUCUGACAGUGUUUACUGAAGGUGGUGGCUGCUCUCUGUUCCCAACCACACCUGUCUUCCUGCUGCUCCCAUUCAGACACACUUUAAGCUGCCAAUCCUGCAGAGAAAUGUCUACAGAGUGGGGCGAGAAGUCCUCCGCGGAGCUCAUGAGCAGGUAUGUCUCCAAGGAGAUGGGAUACGGCGUGCCCAAGGAGGGUUGGCGCAUCUGUCUGGCACACGAGUUCAAGGAGAAGAGGAAGCCCUUUCAAGCUAAAGAUGUCUCGCUGUCCAACGUCCUGGAGCACAUUGGGCUGGGAAUCAGGUAUCUAAAGUGGUGGUACAAGAAGACCCAGGUGGAAAAGAAAGCUCCAUUCAUUGAUAUGUUUCGUGCCCAGCCGUUGCGUCAAAUAUAUGGUGCCCCACUUGGCGGUAUUGGAGGAGGAACCAUCACGAGAGGUUGGAGGGGGGAGUUCUGCAGAUGGCAACUUAACCCCGGGAUGUACCACUACAAAACUGUCACAGCAAACCAGUUUACGGUGUGUUUGAGACGAGGAGGGCAGACGGUCUACCAGCAGGUGCUCUCUGUGGAGCGUCCUCCCACUCUGCAGGGCUGGAACUGGGGCUACUGCGGAGAGUACGCCUUCUACCACGCCUUGUACCCGCGCGCCUGGACCGUCUACCACCUGCCGGGACAGAACGUCACCUUAACCUGCAGACAGAUCUCCCCCGUCAUCCCCCAUGACUACCAGGACUCCAGCCUCCCGGUGGCGGUGUUCGUGUGGGACAUAGAGAACAGGAACGACUUCGCUCUGGACGUCUCCAUAAUGUUCACCGUGGUCAACGGCUCGGGACACAAGGACGACAAGAGCGGAGGACACUGGAACGAGCCCUUCCACCUGGAGAAGGAGGGCGAGGCGGUGUCGGGGGUCCUGCUGCACCACUGCCCCGCUGUCAACCCGUACACUCUGUGCAUCGCAGCCCGAGAACAGGCUGACAGGGAGGUGAGUCACCAGACGGCGUUCAGUCCAAAGGGAACCUGCAGCGGCCUGUGGAGUGACCUCAUUACUGACGGACGGCUGGACUCUCCGACAGGCUCCAGCCCUCCGACGCCGAAGGGAGAGAAGGUGGCGGCGGCGCUGGCUGUGGGCUGCUCGGUGGCGGCUCAGGGCCACAACAGCCUGGAGUUCUGCCUGGCCUGGGACAUGCCCACCAUCACCUUCGGCUCCAGGGAGAGGGAACACACCAGGAGAUACACUCGGUACUUUGGGAGCAAAGGGGACGCAGCGCCGUCACUCAGUCACUACGCACUCACACACUACACAGAGUGGGAGAGGAGCAUCGAGGAGUGGCAGAGACCAGUACUGCAGGACAGCUCCCUGCCCUCCUGGUAUAAGUCGGCCCUGUUUAACGAGCUCUACUUCGUGGUGGAUGGGGGGACGGUGUGGACGGAGCUCCCAGAGGACGCUGACGUCAGUGGCGGCGUGCGCAGCGAGGACGGAGGACUGCCAGCUCAGCCGGCUGUCAUCAAGGAGUUUGGCCGUUUUGCCUACCUAGAAGGUCAGGAGUACAGAAUGUACAACACAUACGACGUGCACUUCUACGCCUCCUUUGCUCUCAUCAUGCUGUGGCCCAAACUGGCCCUGAGCGUACAAUACGAUAUCGCCGGCAGUGUGGUUCAGCAGGACCCGACAGAGAGGCUCCAUCUGAUGAGUGGGAGGUAUUCUGCUGUCAAGGCCAGAAACGUGGUGCCUCAUGACAUCGGAGACCCAGAUGACGAGCCAUGGCAGAGGGUAAAUGCCUACCUCAUCCAUGACACCGCAGACUGGAAGGACCUGAACUUGAAGUUUGUCCUGCAGGUCUACAGGGACUUUCAUCUCACCCAGGACAGUCAGUACCUGCAGGACAUGUGGCCCGUCUGCCAGGCGGUGAUGGAGUCAGAGAUGAAGUUCGACCUGGAUGGAGACGGUCUCAUAGAGAACUCUGGGUAUGCUGACCAGACGUACGACGGCUGGACGGUGACGGGACCGAGUGCGUACUGUGGCGGGCUGUGGCUGGCGUCUCUGUGUGUGAUGUGUAAAAUGGGCAGACUGGUGAACAACGAGGAGGCCUACCAGCGUUACAGAGACAUCUUAGACCGAGGCAGCGCUGCUUUUGACAAACUGCUGUGGAACGGCAAGUACUACAACUAUGACAGCAGUGGCAGAGACCUUUCUAAUAGCGUCAUGUCUGACCAGUGUGCUGGCCACUGGUUCCUGAGAGCGUCCGGACUGGGAGACGGAGACUACCAGGCUUUUCCAAAAGAAAAAAUCCAGAGCGCACUGAAAUGUGUCUUUGACUUGAACGUGAUGAGCUUCGCUGGAGGCCAGAUGGGGGCGGUGAACGGCAUGCGUCCUGAGGGAGUCCCUGACCGCUCCAGUGUCCAGUCAGAUGAGGUCUGGAUUGGAGUAGUGUAUGGACUGGCAGCCACCAUGAUCCAUGAGGGUAUGCAGGAGGAGGGGAUGCGCACGGCGGAAGGUUGCUACCGAACUGUGUGGGAGAGGCUGGGCAUGGCCUUCCAGACGCCUGAAGCCUACUGCGAGAAGGGCAUCUACCGCUCCCUGGCCUACAUGAGGCCUCUGAGCGUCUGGGCCAUGCAGCUAGCCCUGAACAAUUCACAGAAGGAUCCAACCACAUCGGCUUGAACGGGAGCCACAGAUGAGGAGCAGGAACUGGAUUUGAAAGAAAACCUGAGCCGUUAGACGGGGCUUUUAGAGAGAAAAGACCUCUGAGAUCUCCUGCAGCCGCCACCCUGCAGGGCUGUUUGACCGCUUUCAGACCACAGUUUUUAUUUCUCUGUUGUUGUUUUUUUGCUUUAAAUUUUUCGGGACUCUAGAUCAUGAUAUCGUUAAGUGAGGAGUUUAACAAGAGCCUGGUUGGUUCGUGCAGCAUAGGGUGGUAGCCAAGCACUGACAAAAUCAUAGCCAGUGUGUAAUGGCAAUUAAAAAGCAUAUAUUGUCUAUUUGCACGCAUGUACACACAUACACAACCACACAUGCAAGCACUACAUUUCACAAUCAUUUCUAAAAUAAUGCUGGCAUACUGGGAACAAGUUCAUACACUAAAUAUCUGAGGACAUGUAGUCAAUAUUGUCUUCAACAUUUGAGUGCAUCAGAGGGUCCUGGUGAACGAGUUCUCCAUCAGAAAUAUAGACACCUGAAAAGACAACAGUCGAUGUGAACGUUCCCUAGAGGUACAUUUGAAUGCUGUAAUAAGUGAUGUAGUAUGCAAUGACUAGCGUUUGGAAGAGUUUUCCUUUUCUUUUUUUUUUAUAGCAUUUGGUGCCUUGUUGCAUGUUGGCCAUAUCUACAGUAUAUUCAUGUAAUGGCAACAUUUACUAUGUUUUCUAAAUUCCAAUACCCAUGACAAUCAUCCUGAAUAAAUGACUGAAGACACAAGACCAA
Messenger RNA from Centropristis striata (black sea bass), 4225 nucleotides. It is a transcript of the gene gba2, whose product is annotated as glucosidase, beta (bile acid) 2. Lineage: Eukaryota; Metazoa; Chordata; Actinopteri; Perciformes; Serranidae. The record is from RefSeq and is a predicted model, not a curated record. The transcript is spliced from 18 exons. Gene Ontology annotation, biological process: central nervous system development; carbohydrate metabolic process; glucosylceramide catabolic process. Gene Ontology annotation, molecular function: beta-glucosidase activity; glucosylceramidase activity. Bases 914 to 3466 code for a protein of 850 amino acids. Gene Ontology annotation, cellular component: membrane.